This is a messenger RNA of Penicillium macrosclerotiorum, 3915 nucleotides long. RefSeq lists its product as uncharacterized. Bases 1 to 3915 code for a protein of 1304 amino acids. The transcript has 3 exons. The record is from RefSeq and is a predicted model, not a curated record. Lineage: Eukaryota; Fungi; Ascomycota; Eurotiomycetes; Eurotiales; Aspergillaceae.
AUGAGUCUGCCAAAUCCGUGGAUCGCAAACCUCGUCAAGCGGUGCCUGGCCUCCUAUCUUGGCCACACCCAGGAAAAUGAUGUCGAGGUAGAAGAUGAUGGAGCCUGCCUGAGCUUCGGCAUUCACGAUUCGACCUUAACAGCUCUCAUUGCAGAUUGGGGUCUCGGAUCCUCAUGCGACAGCGGCGUGCUGAUGGAGUCGAGCAAUCAAAUUGACGCGAUCUUCCCUCACGAUUCGAUAGAAAAUGCAAAAGCUCAAUCGAGGACCCUAUAUUCAAAGGAAAGCAGCCUCAUGAAGCAGCGGAUUGAACUCCUCAGCUUUAAUCUCAUUUUCCCUUACUCGACAUCCGCACCCACUUUCGACGUCUGUCUUCGUGUAAAUCGAUUCCGUAUCAAUUGGGGCGAAGAGAAAAAAUUCAAGCCAUCGAAGAAGUUAAAGAAUGAUAAAGCUGUCAGAGGCCUGUUGGAACAAGCCCAGCGGAAAGCCAAAGAUGCCAGCAGAGCUUUCAAGCCCAUUGAAGCAGUACGCUCGCCAUCAAGGAUCUCAGAUCCAAGUCACGGAAAUUCCCCAGGGACAAGAACCACAGAGAUAAGCUUUCCUCAUGGUGGGGAAUCUCAACAAUUCUUCUCCCAAGUCCCCAACUAUGAGCGCGAUACAUUGCAGCAUAAUCCAAUUGGCGUAAACCAUCCGGUCUCGCGUGCUUCUGCGACGCUACUUCAACAUCUUGCUUCAUCUUCCCGGCCGAACUCAAGAAAUGUGUCUCUAUCCUCUCCAUCUCCACAAAUACAAGCAGAUGAAAUGGCUGCGAAAAGAGACCCUCUCCAGAUGCUUGUUGGUGGAGAAUCUAUUGCGAAUGGUGCCCACAAAUUACUCCCAAUGGGUAAUGAACACGUGCGAGAAGACUCUAUAUCGUCUCAACCUGAAAAAGAAAAUACUUCAUCACAUUUGGAGAAGGACUAUACACCAGAAGCUCUCAACGAACACAAUCGAUCCCCUUCAAGAAAGCGAAAUCGUGAAAGCAUGGAAUUUCAAUCGCAAAGGACUAUCGAAGAAACACAUAAUUCACAACAUGCUCCAGAUUCCUUAACGGUGUCUCCAUCUAGAAAAAGACAACGCACCGAUGCCUCCUCCCCAAAGCUGCCAGAUCCCAGAGAACCUGAGAGCCUACCAGUUCAAGUGACUCGGGUCCCGGAUCCUCAAGCCCUAAUCGAUGCGUCUAAGUCGGUUGCAGAUGAUCCUUCACCUCCAACAGACCCAUGGAAUGGUCUUUCGAAAAUAUCCGAUAGAGAUGUUGAAAUCCUCAAAAGCCAGGCUGAUCUCUUAGAUGGUAUUUUAUGCUGGAUUCCGCCUCUGCCUGGCGACCUUAUGCCCCAGGGACAUGUGCCGCCCCAGCUUCUCAAACAGUGGAAUGAAAUUGCUACACUAAGGCACCACCAGCAAGCCGAAGACAAAGCAAUCUUAGAACGACCAGUUACUCCAACCCAAGACAUAAUAUCAUCUGCUGGCUCGGAAGAUGGCACUUUGGGAAAUGAGAGUCCUGGACGUGAAUUUAGCUGGUCUGCUAGCCCAGUUGAUACCCAUGCCCAGAAUGUCCUCCCGCCAAGCAGCCCCGUGAAGGAGACAAGGCGAGACUCAACACCCCACUGGGGCGAAGCCAAUGUGAGAAGGGAUGGAAAUGCCGGUGACUUGGAAAAUCGCAAGAGCCCUCGUGACAUGCCACAGAAAGAAAAAGACACUGCUGUGUCCUCAAGCCAAGCAUCUUUAUCUGUUUCAAGGGACUCUAUAUCUGCCGAAUAUGACAAGAGGAACCCGGUUGAGAUUCCUUUGUGUCCGGUUGAAAAUGGACAGGGUGAGCCUAUGUGCCACGGCAAACAAAGGAGCCCUUCUCUUGAGGCCCCUGGGAUUGAUUCCCAAUUCCAAUAUUUGUCAACGAAAAGACCCGUCCAUCUAAGCAGCCCCAGAUCUAUUGCCGAAUGUCAUGAUGUUAUAAUCGAGGAGAGCGAUGAUGAAUCAGUGAUGGACACUUCGGUGCCUAUUGCACUGGGUGAAAGUUUGCCACCGACGCAGUGCAGCCAAACAGGGCAGGAAGUCACACAGUCGGGCAUUUCGCUAACUAAGAGAAACAUGGGGCAUGUUCAAGUCGCAGUCACUCCCAUAAUUGACAUUAAUAAGGCAUAUCGGGAGGACCCUAACAAACAACAAUCCCAGCUUGAUUCAUCGAAGUUACCAUUCGACUCUUCUCAGGUUCAAAAGGGUUCCUCACAAUCUCGUAUUCUCAAUACCGAUCCUUACCUUGGCAGCUACGAGCGGGAUCACUCAUCUCACGAAAUAAUUGACUCAUCUUCGUCGCAGUCAGAAGAUAUAGUAAAACGCCAGACUGAAGUUGCUGUGCCACAGACCCAGUCCAGCAUGAACUCCCAUAUGCCGUCAUACUCGCAGGGUGUCCCUUCUCAUUCGCAGCAUGACAUUGUACUCGACUCUUCUGAGGCAGCUCAACGCCACCAUGACUUACUCUUACCUCAUCAAGAUUCACAGAUCGAGCCCUUCACUCAGCAGUUAGAGAGCUCUUAUGCACCUGAUUCACCUCUCCUUAAUGAAUCUAUCCUGGCUCAUGCUCAGCGAGAAUCACCCAGUGGGCCUGAACCAUCUCCACAGGUCUUGGGUCUGGAGCAUCGGUAUCAUUCUUGCAAUGAACAAGACUGUUCACCUUCUGGAAGUCCCAAAGGAACAUCCCAGACUCCUCAAAAUAAUGCCAACCAGGCUUUACCUGCCACGAGCGCAGAGUUGGUUGCACGGCGCCUGGGAUUCAUCCAUGAUCCCACAACGUCCGUCGAGGCACAAAAGGUGUACAAAAAGUUCUGCAAUGAUUAUCCUCGCUACAUUGGUGACUAUCGCCAUUUCACAGAGCUAUGCUCAAAACUACAAGCAGUCCGAGACAGAGGACAAUUGCAGCGAUCGAAUUUGUGGGAUGAUUUCAUUAUUCUGCAUCUUGACUCGGAUGUAGGAUAUGUAUCAUACUUUGCGGAGUGCAGGUCUCAAGGGUAUGCCGAUUUGCUUUCCUACGAAGAAUAUUUCCUCACAAAUGUUUUGCAAUCUGUGAAUAAGAAACGCAGCCUAUCAGCCCAUGACAUCGAAGUGGCAGCAUCGCAAUCUACGUUGCAGGAUACGGCGUCUCCUAUCACUAGUAAUCUGCUUCCUUCGGCUUCAUCCGCCACCGAGGCCCAGACUUCGAACGCUUUUCUUCCAUCAGGCUUUGUAGGCCGCUUCCCACAGACUCAUGCCAGUUCAUUCAGGGUCAACACCGGUCAUGAACUACUUCGUGAAGGCGAAUCAAUAUUUGCCCCGACAGCCUUGGAGUCCUCCGGAUCCUCGGUGAUUAUCAAACAAGAAAGUCAAGAUACAGAGUUCCGCGAUACUAUCAUCAACGAAACAGUGCCAACAAGCUCGCUUGACAUCAAGCCCAUUCUAUCCAAUGACUCUAUUGCCGUGAGUCAACAUCUAUCGAUCGAAACUCAGAUCACAAGCACACAGGAUGAGCAGAAUAUUUCCAAUGGAGGCAUAGAAGGGCUCGACGCUGAAGAAGUCGAUGCUGAAGAAACCGACGCCGAGGACACACGUCACGAAACCGCCAGCAUUGAACUCGGCGACGAGAGUUUCAUCUCCAACGCAACGUCUGCCCCUGGUGAUGAUGAGAUUCCCGAAACAGAGUCUGAGACAGAGCCUGAAGAAGAGAAUUGGUUUCUGUCUCUGCGGCGCAUGUACCCUAGUGGCCCUGUUUGGUCUGACAGCCCGGACACCCCGUUCAAGCGUUGGGGCCAGGCCGACCAGAACGUUCUCAGCGAGCGGCAGCGCCGUGGGGGAGCUAAAAUCCUGCUCGACGAGAAGGGAGUCAUUCGACGGCCGAUUCAUCGCUAA